Aureobasidium uvarum is the source of this 4884-nucleotide messenger RNA. NCBI's taxonomy places the organism in Eukaryota, Fungi, Ascomycota, Dothideomycetes, Dothideales, Saccotheciaceae. The record is from the annotation of a GenBank genome assembly.
AUGGCCCGUCAAGCUGCUAUCCUGGGUCUUUUGGCCCCGGCACUCAUCCUUGCAGCUCCCUUGAACUCCAAGGACAAGAGAGAUGAGAACUUCGACCUUACCGCCAGAGGCGAGGGCUUCGAGAAGCGUGAGCCCGUGGAAAUCUCCGCUGGCAUCACGGCUUCUAUCAACAUCCCUCCCAUCAAGGUUUCCUCAAUCAAACCGACUACGACCUUCUCCAUUCCCAAGGCCUCUUCGACCAAGAAGUCCUCCAGUAACGCCAAGGCGCCUACCACCAGCUCGACGAAGACAUCCAGCAGUGCUUCUAAGAAGACGUCCAGCAGUGCCUCGAAGAAGACCUCGAGCAGUGCUUCAAAGAAAGCAUCUAGCAGCAGCUCGCGCAAGUCUUCUAGCAGCAGUUCAAAGAAGACAUCGAGCAGUGUCAAGGCGUCCAGCACCAGUCAGAGCAGAGCACCCACAGUGAUGGUGCCUGUUUCUACCAAGCAGCUCACCCUUUCGAGCAUCUUGAAGUUGACUACCCUGCCUAAGACUGCUUCUUCAUCUCCAAGCACCAUCAAGAAGUCGACUGUUACUGUCAGCCCUGUCGCCUCGAGCAAGAAGUCUUCUUCCUCAUCAGCCAAGUCCUCUUCGAGCAGCAAGAAGUCUAGCUCGUCUUCUUUGUCACAGAAGCCAAGCUCUACGAGCAGCGCUAGGGUCUCUGCCAAGUCCAGCAGCUCCUUCAAGCUGCCUAUCUCGGUCCCCAUCUCGAUUCCUACUUCCAAGAGCUCAAGCAAGCCUGCCGCCAGCAGCUCCAAAGCCUCCUCGAAGUCCAGCAGUUCUGUCAAGCCCUCGAGCAGCGCCAUCAAGCCAUCGAGCAGCUCCGUCAAGCCCUCGAGUAGCUCCUUCAAAUCUUCCAGCUCUGCCAAGUCAUCGAGCUCUAUCAAGUCUUCCAGCUCGCUCAAGUCUUCGAGCUCAAUCAAGUCCUCAAGCAGCUCUGUCAAGCCAUCGAGCAGCUCUGUCAAGCCAUCGAGCAGCUCUGUCAAGCCAUCAAGCAGCUCUGUCAAGCCGUCUAGCAGCUCUGCUAAAUCUUCGAGCUCUAUCAAGACCUCGAGCUCGAUCAAGCCCUCAACCAGCUCAAUCAAGUCCUCAAGCUCAGCCAAGCUCUCAAGCAGCUCAGUCAAGCCCUCAAGCAGCUCAGUCAAGUCGUCGAGCAGCUCAGUCAAGUCGUCGAGCAGCUCUGUCUCUCGUGGUGUCAGCUCCGCUUCCUCCAUCACUAGUGGCGUCAAGCAGGGCUCUACUUCAAGCAAGGGUGAACAGACUAUUGCCUUCAGCACGGUCUUGCCUUCAAACACCAUCAAGACUAGCAGCUCCAGCAGCAAAUCGAUGACUGUUGUUACCAGCAAUGGCCAGGUUACCAUCAUCUCGAUCAAGCCUACUCCUGCUUCCAGCUCGAGCCCCGGAAGUUCGUCUUCCGCUGUCAAGCCUUCAGGCAUCAGUACCGUAUCCACCACUGGACCUCUCGAGUCGGCUGUUUCUUCGAUCUUCAGCAAGGCAUCGAGCAUAGUAUCUUCGGUUGUGUCGAAGGCUACUAGCGUAGUCGGCGGAGAGGUGUCCAGUGCUAUCUCUCAAGGGUCUUCAAUUGGUUCCAAAGUUACUUCAACCAUCGCUGGCGAUGCUUCGACCGUCAGAUCGAUUGUCUCGCAGGUUACCUCUGUUGUUGGUGGCGAUGUGUCCACAAUCGGAUCCCAGGCCUCAUCUAUUGGUUCGCAGGUGACAUCCGUGGCCGUCGGCGACGCUUCCACCAUCAGAUCCCAGGUCUCAUCAAUUGCCUCUCAAGCUGUUUCUGCAGGUACUGGUGACGCUUCUGCCAUCGUAUCUCAGGUUUCGUCCGGCGUUUCGCAGGCAACUUCUGCGAUUGGCGGUGGUAUUUCCACUGCCAGAUCUCAAGCAUCGAGCGCCGUCUCUCAGGCAACUUCUGUCGUCGUCAGUGAUGCUUCGAGCGCCGUUUCUCGCGCAUCUUCCGCAGCCUCGCAAGCGACCUCUGCUGUAGUCAGCGGUGCCUCCAGCGUUCGUUCCCAGAUUUCAUCUGGCGUCUCACAAGCAACAUCUGCGGUCACCAGCGCUCAGUCGGUAGUCAGCUCUCAGGUGUCUUCCGUCGUCUCGAAGGCUAGCUCGCAAGUCUCUAGCGCAGAGUCAGUCAUCAGCUCGCAAGUUUCCUCGGCCGCCUCCAGCGCCCAGUCAGCUAUCAGCUCGCAAGUCUCUUCUGCCGUCUCGAAGGCUAGCUCCCAAGCUUCUAGCGCCCAGUCACUUAUCAGCUCGCAAGUCUCCUCGGCCGCUUCGCAGGCUAGCUCUGCAGUCACCAGUGCUCGGUCAGUAGUCAGCUCGCAAGUUUCCUCCGCCGUUUCCAAAGCCAGCUCGCAAGUCUCUAGCGCAGAGUCGGUCAUCAGCUCGCAAGUUUCCUCGGCCGCCUCCAGCGCCCAGUCAGUCGUCAGCUCGCAGGUCUCUUCGGCCGCUUCUCAGGCGUCCUCGGCAGUGUCGAGUAUCAGCUCGCAGGUCUCCUCGGCCGCUUCUCAGGCGUCGUCUCAAGUCUCCUCGGCCGCUUCUCAGGCAUCCUCGGUAGUGUCAAGUGUUAGUUCAGACGCAUCCUCAGCAGUCUCCAGCGUCAGCUCGCAAGCAUCAUCUGCAGCUUCUGAGAGUGUUUCCGCCUCUGUAUCCGUUUCUGCUGGUGUUAGCGCCUCGGCCGGAGCAUCGCAGACUUCUGUCUCUUCUUCGGAAUCUCCAUCUUCGGUCGCUCAGAGCUCUGCCGCAGCCUCUACAGACAGCGGUGCCUCGCCCACUGCAGACAACAAUGCAGGUCUUCCUAUCUCCAGCGUUGCCAGUGACCUAUUCUCUGUAGUCACCGACCUUCCCGGACCCACCGAAAUCUCCGCACCAACUAGUUUCCCUUCAGUGGCCUCUAGCAUCGUCAGCGAGAUCGUUUCUGAAGCGACUGAUCUGCCCGAGCCCACCGAACUUCCCGUUACUUCUGAGAUUUCCUCGGUCUCGAGUGCUCUCAGCGAGAUUGUUUCUCAGGUCACCGAUCUUCCCACUGUCACUGUUUCGGUUUCAGCAAGCAUUAUUGUAAGCGAGAUCGUCUCUCAGGUCACGGACCUUCCUGGAGAUAUCUCCAGUGCUGUAACCAGCAUCGUUGGAGACAUUACCUCGGAUCUUGCCAACCUUCCUACUCCUUCAAACAGUAUCAUCAGCGAGAUUGUCUCUCAGGUUACCGAUCUUCCAUCUGUACCAAGCAGCAUCGACGAUGAUGUUCCUCAGAUCACAGAUAUCCCUGUGGUUAGCGAAGCAUCCAGCCUACUUUCUAGCAUCGCGGCCACUCUGACUUCGGACCUCUCUGCCGCCGCCUCUAGCAUCGCUAGCGACGUUUCGGAUAUCCCAUCUGCAGCAAGCAGCAUCAUCAGCGAUGUGGUGUCCGCCGAUCUUCCUCAAGUCACAAACCUCCCUGGCGAUGUUAGUAGCAUUGUCAACGCAAUCACUACCGACCUCUCUGCAGCAAGCAGUGUUAUUAGUGAUGCUGCUCAGAUCACGGAUAUCCCUGUCGUCGGCGAUGCGUCCAGUGUGCUUUCUAGCAUCGUGGCCACCGUGUCCUCCGACCUCUCUGCCGCAGUUUCAAGCAUUGCUAGCGACGUUUCCGAUCUUCCUUCGGCCGCAGGCAGUAUCAUCAGCCAGGUUCUUCCUACCGACAUCUCUUCGCCCACUGACAUCUCUUCUGCUGUGGUCAGCGCCAUCAACGGAGCUUCCAGCGAUCUUCCUCAGGUCACUGGUGUUCCCGCCGCGGCGAGCAGUAUCAUCUCAGGAGCUGAAUCGGCCGCCACUUCGAUCGUUGAUAACACUGGUAAUAUCGCUUCUUCUAUCAUCUCGUCGAUCGUCCCCACUAUCACCGCCGAUAUCUCAUCUGUCGUCUCGGACGCUGGAGCUGCCGCCACCUCGAUCGUUGACAACACUGGUGAUAUCAUCUCAUCAGUUGCAUCCAUCGCCUCGCCAAUCGUCACCGACGCAGCCUCUGGCGCUAGUGCCGUCGUCAGUGAUCUUAGUGCUGCCGUCUCGAACAUUGGUGGUGCUGUUAACACUGCCGUUAACACUGUCGUCUCCUCAGAUAUCCCUGCCGUCGAGACCGGAGUCAUUGAGCCCAUUGUUUCAGGAGUCUCACAGGCCGCCAGUGGAGCAGUCUCCGUUGCCACCAAUGUCGUUGAUUCGGGCGCCACUGCUGUGAGCCAGAUCGCUUCUGUAGUCACAUCCGUGGUCCCCGCUAUCGUUACUGAUAUCGCAUCUGCCGCCUCGAACGCCGGAUCGAUCGUCUCUUCGCCCGUCUCGAACGCUGGAUCAGUCGUCUCCUCAGUGGCCUCUGUCGCCGUCUCAAACGCUGGAUCAGUCGUCUCCUCAGUGGCCUCUGUCGCCGUCUCAAACGCUGGAUCAGCCGUCUCCUCAGUGGCCUCUGUCGCCGUCUCGGCCGCGUCGAGCGUUCUCUCUGACACCGGAGCAGCCGCUACAUCGAUUGUCAGCGCAGCCGGUUCAGGUGUCAGCUCGGCAGUCGGGUCCGUCGCCACUGGAGUGGGCAACACCGUUUCCGGCACUACCGACACCGUUGGCAAUGCUGUUGGUGGUCUUCUUGGUGGCAAUUCGGGCUCUUCGUCUUCAUCAUCCAGCUCUGUGCCCACCACUCUGGUCACCAGAACCUCAUCUGCUUCCUCCUCUACCGCUUCUUCAACUUCUUCAGCCGGCUCAUCUACUUCCACCAAAGCCAGCUCCACCACCUCGGCCGCGUCAAGUGGUUCUACCGGAUCUGGACUUAUCAGCGGUACUGUCAAUAACCUCGGCAACACUCUCGGGGGCGGUGGCAAGAGUGGUUAG